CUUAUUAAUUUGAAUUCUGGUUUUCUGUUUUUGUGGGAUUUGAGAGUAGACCCAGAAAUAGCUACAGCUCAGUUUACAUCAUCCUCAAUUUCAACGAGGAACUUGUCUUCGUUUCAAGGGCUUCAACUAUCAACAGUGAAAGUUAGUCCUUCAGUGGAGCAUUUGGGAGUGGGGAGCGGUCUCUUUCAGAGGGCACUUACGGGUCUGGUUGCUUCCAAGUACACCAACAUUAAGCCUUUGGGUGAUAGAGUGUUGGUCAAGAUCAAAACAGCUGAGGAAAAGACAGAUGGUGGAAUUUUGGUCCCAACAAUUGCUCAAACUAAGCCUCAAGGAGGUGAGGUGGUUGCAACUGGAGAGGGUAAGACAGUUAGGAAGAACAAAGUAGACAUCAAUGUGAAGAUUGGCACCCAAAUUGUGUAUUCCAAGUAUGCAGGGACUAAGUUGGAGUUCAGUGGUUCAAAGCAUCUUAUUUUGAAGGAUGAUGAUAUAGUUGGUAUUCUUGAAACAGAUGAUGCCAAGGAACUUAAGCCCCUGAAUGAUAGAGUUUUAAUCAAGGUUACUGAGAUUGAGGAAAAGACUGCUGGGGCUUUGUUGCUGACAAAGCUGACCAAGAAGAAACCUUCCAUUGGGACGGUGAUUGCGGUUGGGCCUGGUCCUCUAGAUGAAGAAGGCAAUAGGAAACCAUUAUCCCUCGCCCCAGGGAGCAUAGUCAUGUAUUCCGAUUAUGCUAGGAUUGACUUUAAGGGCAAAGACGGUUACGAUUACAUUGCUUUAAGGGUUUUAGAUGUUAUGGCUGUUCUUUCUUAGUUGUCAAUUAAAUGCUCUUAGUAUGUACCUCCAAAAUUUUAUGCAGAAGUGCCUCAAGACAUGGAUUUUGAAUAUAGUUGCACUUUAGUCUUUAGAGUAUGCUGAUUGCAACUUUGUU
This is a messenger RNA of Quercus lobata, 925 nucleotides long. RefSeq names its product 20 kDa chaperonin, chloroplastic-like. Gene Ontology annotation, cellular component: chloroplast; mitochondrion. The transcript has 5 exons. The annotation marks the transcript as partial. NCBI's taxonomy places the organism in Eukaryota, Viridiplantae, Streptophyta, Magnoliopsida, Fagales, Fagaceae. Gene Ontology annotation, biological process: positive regulation of superoxide dismutase activity. Gene Ontology annotation, molecular function: ATP binding; protein folding chaperone; transition metal ion binding. The record is from RefSeq and is a predicted model, not a curated record.